UGAGAGAUGAUGCAUGGUAAGAAGGAGAAGAAGAUAAAGAAACUCCCAGUGGAUAGGGAGAGAAAGAAGAUCCACAACUAUUGGACUCGGAGCGUUGACCACGGGUAUACCCAGCACAACCCGUCGGACGGAGAGUUAUGGGGGGACGAGAAUCACGACCCCAACAUAAUCAUGGAGCAGGCCAGGAGGGCGCUCAAGCCUAUCCUUGCCAGACCCGAAGAUUACCCUCCGGAUUGGGACAAAGAGAACGUCCUAACGCCGCCGAAGCCGGAGGAUUUGCUGACGCCGCGGGAGUACCGGAUGGUGUUUGGAUGCGACUCCCCGAAGUACCAAGAGGCGAUAACCGAACCCACAACCGUAACCGAGGAAUCCUUGGUGACGCCUAUCCGGACCCCAACAAUCCUUACUUCGAACCAGGCCCGCGACGUAGAGGGAACGAUCCCUGGGCUAUCCCAGGUGAUCGUUGGGGGUCUGUUGAACGAGGUCCUGACGGAGGCUAUGACUUCCGGGGAUUAUAAACUACCAUCCCCACCUCCUGCUCCGGAUAGUGAAGAAGAGUCAAGCGUUUAUGCCUCUGCUGACGAACGGACCCCGUGUAAGGAGGCAACUCCUAAUGUGUUAUGGAGUUUUAAGAAACAAAACACAUUUUUCCGGAACAUAUUCUUUUCCAAAGGAAAUAAGAAGGGUAAGAGCGAUGUUGGCCUUGCUGGUUCUGGUGGUGGAGGGAAAAAAGAGGAAGAUCCACUCCUCCCAAUUACUAGUACUACCCCAACUACGGUAGAGGACCAAAAAAGGGAGGAACAUCCCAGUGGUAUGAAUGGCCAAGUCUCAGAUGCUGUCAACGCCAUAUGGGAUUUCUCUUUAGGCGAUGGAGGCGAUACUUACGCUCAGGGGAGAAAAAGGCAGUUCUAAUGAAAGAAAUUGGGAUAAAUAUUUAAGUCUCGCUAUGUUCUCAUAUAAUACAAGUGUGCAUGAGGGUACAAAAUUCUCACCAUACGAAUUAGUAUUCGGAAGACUUGCUCGAUUGCCCUCUUCGCACGAACCUAUCGAAGAAAACCUCGAACCAACGUAUCGUGAAUACUUAACGGAUUUAUUCAACAAAUUACAUGAAUUACAGAACCAAGCGCGAGUAAACUUAUUAAAGUCAAAAGAAACAAGCAAGAAAUAUUAUGAUAGACGAAUUAACGUGCAUAACUUUAAAAUUGGAGACUACGUAUUCUUGUUGAACGAACCUAAGAAGGGAAAAUUCUCGAAUCAAUAUACCGGACCCUAUAAAAUAACGGAAAUCUUGCCUAUGAAUAAUGUGAGAUUAUCAAUCAAUAAUCAUUUUCGUGUCGUCCACUGCGAUAAAUUAAAAAUAGCCCAUGUCAACCCAGGAUGAAAAAAUAAUAAUACUUUUUUGCCUGUUUUAGAUGCUUUGGGAUCGUCGUCCUGCCCUGCCGGGCCCACAACGGGCCUUGCCACACUUGAAUAAUAUCAACGAAUUCUUCGUUUACUGUAUCAAGACAGAAAGUUACCGAAACACGGAAACUGGAAACGCUUUUUGCAGCCCUUGCUACAACCGUAUAAAACUCCUAGUUCGUCGAGGGCUUUACGUCUUAAAUAAAGCACACUAUGUAAGCUUUGGAUUAAUCAACCUCGAAUCACGUUGUUCUGUUCAUAAUUGUCCAACGCCAAUAAUUACCACACGUCCCCUCAGGUGUUGUUUUACCUGUCAGGACUUUUUUAACGAUUUUGUGGCUUGCGAGGAGGAAAACGGCCACACCCUUGACGCAAAUCGUCGCCUUCUAAUCCCUAUAGAAGAAACUCAUUUCUAAAUAAUAACCAACUCCUCUGACGAUUCACUAACUACGGACGGGACCGAAACACUUUUUUUUGUAGUAAUACUAUUAGAAACACUUAGUUAUAAAAACGUGGUACGUAAAUACGUAGACCAUGCACCGGAUAAACUUUGCAUAAAAUAAUACAUAUACCCAUACAUAUAUAUUGCAUUUAAGGGAACAAUUCUAGUAUCCCACUGCUUUCGUUAUUUCUAUUAAAUGUCUAACCGCGUUUCAGACAUAUAGUCCUACCGCUUUUAAUAUUUUUAUGAAUAAGAUAUCUAUAAAGAUAAUAUCGUUGAGAGCUAUAUAAACGCUUAGUAAUAGGAAAACGUGGUACGCUAAGAUAUAGAUCGCGCACCUGAAACCGCUACAUUCAUCACAAUUAUGUUACUCAUAGGAAUAAUUUUUUCAUUAAUUAUAGUACCUAGGGUAAGUGGCUUAAUUGGUUUCGACUGUGGAGGUCGACAUUUGAAUAUAACCACUGUUUCUCUACUAGAUGUAGGUGAAUGCAACUUGAAAUAUCAUACUCCAACCACCACCCGUACUAAAAUUCAGCUUUUACAAUUAUCCGAUUAUAGCUACGCUGAGGUUUUUCAGUGUAAAGUCGAAAUUUCGCGAACCAUAUAUCAUUGUGGAAUACACUCCCACGUUGCAAUAGUAUUCAAUGGAAAAGCCGAUUACGUACAUGAAACGGGAUACCAUACCUGCAUGCGUUUAUGGCUUUUGGCUCAUGGCAACCGUACCUAGUACACGCGUCGUGUAGUGCUUAAGACUCUCGAGUGCUCUUGUGGACUUUUCUCAUCGGAGAAUAGACUCAGUGCGGACACGUAGUGAACUCAGCAGUGCGACUCAACCCGGACAGCUCUAGAUACAGCAUCAUCGGCGGCUCAGUCUCAUCACGCAACGCGCACGCCGGCGCCGCGUGGAAGCGGCUCACGGGCAUCUACAUUCACGAGGCCGGCUCUCGAUCAGUAAUAUCGAUCCGCGCAAGUGAAUUAAGACUUUUUCAUCCACCGUUAGUUCAUAGACUGCUCAACUGUAAGCAUAUUACUCUUAUUAAACUGUGACACGAUAUUUUACUCAAACGAUCCGAGUUACGAUCACGUGAUCUUUCACCCUCUCACGCGUGCAUUCGUUCCCUGAGCCUCUCACCGCUAAGUCCUCUCACCCUGCUUCCAUCCGCAGCGGUACCAGCGAACUCUCCUAGCGAGAAUCGCUAACAUUUUUUGGUUUACCGAAGGAAAAAUUUCCCUUGGAAAAGACGGUAUUCUCGAUAAAAUAAAAAUAAAUGAAACCUCCUACAGAAGUUUUACAAUCGCUGGAGAUAUAAGAAACGACGGCACAUGUUCUGGCGCGCAAUAUUCUGACUCAUAUGGAACUUGGGACAAUGUUAUAGUCCAGGCCUCCGCUAAAAUCACAGUAAAAUCCGGAUUUUCUCCCGUACAUUUAAAUUCGGGAAAAAUUAAGUUACAAUCAGGAACUUCGUGUCCUCUAACUGACGGUUUCUGUCUAGAUCCCGACGACGGUUACUCCUUUUGGAAACCUAUGCCCUUAUCAUCCUGUAAAUUUGAGCAAUACGACGUCCUGUACGAAGGACCAGCAAAUAAGCUCACGUCUACCACCAGCGACUUGCCGGGUCAACCAAUCUACAGCUUGACCACUCAAGACAUUACCUUCGCCCUCAUGACAACCAAGGAGCUCUCUCUUUGCGGAUAUAAAUUACUCCGUACGGAGCACCCGAAACUAUUCAUCCUAGAAGUUCAAGACGGGGAUACAUAUUUAAUAAUACAAGUAUAAAUGUUGCGUAUCAUCCCGCGCGUCGUGCACGACAUACACAUAUAUACGCAUAUGGCUACGCUUGCAUACACGCAUAUAUACCAUGUCGGGACGGAUCACUCGGACUCUGCUCGGCAUAAAAAGAUGCGGCUGGCGGUGUCGGCUCCGUGCAAAGGCGAGCGGCGAGUCGGCGUCGCGCGGGCAUUUGUUUGCGUGGUCGCGGCGAUUUUGGUCUCGCUUCCGCGUUUCCCCCCUAGUCCCCUUUUUCUGGUCCGCGGUUUCUGUGAUCCAGGACAGCCAAUGGGCGUGCGAUUUCGGAGACGGGGAUGCUGGUGGGGAUCGGGCGGGAUAUAAGUACGUUGCUCGCGGGCAUCAUCGCCAGUUAGAAAAGGGUGAUCAUAGUCAGUCGUAGAUAUCGCAAUUGACCGUUCCGAAGCAGAGUUCGAUCGCGACUCAGAGUUACGGCUCCCAGGCGUGGUCGCGAUCGUAGUGUCCGGUUCCGGUGUGAGAUAAUAAUCAUACACGCAGAGACUAUUGUCAUCGUUUUAACCGCGGCUCAGGGCAUCAGCCUCAAGGCGUUGCCGUGGUUCCUUAUGCGACCGAUUUGGAUUAUAAUCAAAGUGUAAAUGGAAAAAUAAACUCGAACUAAAAAUACAAAGGUUUUUUCAUCAAGCGAAACAACGAUACGAGCACGAAGGUGCCCGUAUUCGACACAGAACAAUAAAACUGUAUAAAAGAAACCGCCUCGCUCGACGGUGCAGAAAAGUCGUUCAGAUCGCUCCGCGCAAUGUCAGACGUGCCUGUCUUCGUCGAUCUCCAGGGCUUCAUCGUUCGCGAGAGGUUUAUAGUAAAGGAGGUAGCCGUGCUGCGAGACAAACAUUGACGCAUCAUGUUUUUAACGCACCGAUGGCUUGGGAUCUAUUAACGAGAUCUGAAAAAUCGCAAGCUUGCUGGCUAACGGCAAAUCAUCACGGCUUACACUGGAGGGACGGAGACAUUCAGUACACACGCGCCAAAAAGAUCGUACGGCGAGCCACAUGUGACGGAUUGGCGGACGAUACAACGAUCUACGUCAAGGGACUCAAGAAGAGGAAAUGGCUCGAGGAGAUUCUUGACGGCUGCACUCGCAAUAUCAACUCCAUCGACGCUGAUUACAAAGACAUCGAUCGUUUGCAGAUUUUGACCACGGCUGAUUCUUUCGCUUGAUUUGACAUUGAACGCAAUCUUUAACGAGCAGCGGUGGACCGUCGAUGUGUGUGCGUAUAAAGAGCACGAACCAUUAUUGAUAUGUCAGAUGCAUGAAUUACUAACGUAUUUUAAGGACAAAUAUCCCAUGAGAAAUCAGUGAAUCCAUUAUACCAAAUACCCUUCGUUCCCUCCGACAAGUGACAGUGCUGAAAGUAUCUGUUGGAACACUGACGCAGACCACCGCGUACACCGCGUUCAACAAAGAAAAGCAUAUCGAUGUCGGUCAGCAGUUCAAAUCGAACACCUGUAUGUUUUAACAUUGCAUCCCCCAUGUGUACCCCGGUAACGUGUAAUAAUGAGCAGGAUCCAAAUCGUAACUUCGCAUGCAGUUGCCGAGAAAAUUCUCAAAAACAUCUGCCAAUAAUAGAACGUCUGUUUUCAAAUAUAAAUCACUGUACUCGCCAAGAUUAUUGAACGUCCCGAUUUGAACGGUAUAAAGUCAUCGUUAAGUGUACGAGAUCUAUCAAGACUCUCUCGCAACAUUGUACGUGCUCCAAGUGUGUGAAAAGUAUUCACUGAAAAAAAUGGAGCAACUAUACAGUUUAAUGUUGCUGACCGACACUGUGAGCCACGAAGUGGCAGAGUUUGCGACAACUUUGGAAACCUUGUCAUCAACUGUACGAGAUAUGUACAAAGAUUUGGAACGGUUAAAGCAGAGCCUGCCAAAAUUCGUUACGGUGGAUGUGAACCUACACGUUAACGAUAAAACGUUAACUACAUUGUAAGUAUACAUCGUUGUAAGUAUACAUUUAAAGAUGUAACACAAACGCACGCACGCACGCACACAGUUGCGUCAGAUAGUAUAUAUCUGUUACAGAAAAUAGAUUCUCACCUUCGCAAAAGACAUAGCGAAACCUGUGGAGGAUUAUACGAGAAGAAUGUUGGAGAUAUACGAGGAGUUGCAUGCUUCAAGGAGGAUGUCGGAGAUAGACGGGGAGCUACACGGGGAGAUUCAGAGUACAAAGAGGAUGUCUGAGAAUCAUGGGGAGAUGCAAGGUGUGAAGAGAAUAAGAAAAACUAACACAUUAU
Molecule: messenger RNA, 5876 nt
Organism: Vollenhovia emeryi
Lineage: Eukaryota; Metazoa; Arthropoda; Insecta; Hymenoptera; Formicidae
Exons: 2
Coding region: 7-912 (301 amino acids)
Source: RefSeq, a predicted model, not a curated record